Messenger RNA from Ustilaginoidea virens, 411 nucleotides. RefSeq lists its product as uncharacterized. Lineage: Eukaryota; Fungi; Ascomycota; Sordariomycetes; Hypocreales; Clavicipitaceae. The transcript has 3 exons. Bases 1 to 411 code for a protein of 136 amino acids. The record is from RefSeq and is a predicted model, not a curated record.
AUGUUCCAGCCGCGCCCAGAGGAACACCUGUACCUCCGGCUUCACAGAGCGCGGUCCGUGGUUCUUACUUCGCAAGAACUCGUCGAGCUUCGCGCUGCGCAACGUACCUUUGAGGGCGCGUACAUGCGCACCGCCCUCGGCCAGUUUUCCUUUUCGCUCAUCAUCUUGAAAAUAUUCACCGACGAGUUCUACGCCAUAGGGGCUCUGUUUGCUGCGUAUGGCUCGGCCGUCGUCCUGGUGGCUGCGCAUCGCCGGUACCAGGGCAACCGCCAGUUCUUCACCGCCGAGUCUCCCAGUGGCGCUCUGCGGAGCAAGUUCCAAACAAGUGGCGAUACCGUUUUGCUCAUGACGGCGCUGAGCUUGGGGGCAUAUGUGACGCUGCUGAUAUUGACCUGGCGGCUCGUUUCGUGA